AAAAAAAACUUCAAACAAAAAAGAAAUGCAAACUCGACACUUCUCUUCGUCUCUCUUGUUCUUGGCUCUUCUCUGUCUGUCAUGGACUUUGCUAGUCUCACCGACACAGCCUCCGUCACAGUCUCCGUCACAGUCCCCGUCACAGUCUCCAUCACAGUCUCCGUCACAGCCUCCAUCACAGCCUCCAACACAGCCUCCAAUUCGGCCUCCAACACCCCCUCCGUCACAACCACCAAACAUCGCGUGUAAAUCAACUCCGUACCCAAAGCUCUGCCGCACGAUCCUAUCAGCCUUUAAAUCCUCACCGUCUGAUCCUUACAACUACGGAAAGUUCACAAUGAAGCAAUGCAUCAAACAAGCUCGUCGUCUCUCCAAAGUGAUCAACCGCUUUUCCGAGCGAGUGAAGGAUGAUCCCGGCGCGGCGACGGCGGAAGAAGUCGGUGCCGUGGCUGAUUGCGGCGAGCUAGCAGCGCUUAGCGUUGACUAUCUCGAGACGGUUGCGGAAGAGCUGAAAGCGGCGGAGGUGAUGACAGCUUCUCUCGUUGAUCGUGUCACGAGUCUUCUCGGUGGCGUUGUGACUAACCAGGAAACGUGCCUCGACGGACUUGUGGACGCUAAGAGCGGGUUUGCGACGGCUAUAGGGACGCCGUUGGGAAACCUCACGCGCCUCUAUAGUGUGUCGUUGGGGCUUGUGAGUCACGCGCUUAACCGUAAUUUGAAGAGGUAUAAAGGGGACAAGGGAAAGAUAUUUGGCGGUGGUAACAAACCAGUUCGUGAACCGCUCGAGACUUUGAUUAAGGUUUUACGCAAAACAUGCGACAAGAGCAAGGAUUGUCGGAAAGCUAACAGAAAUUUAGGUGAGCUAGGUGAGACGAGCGGUGGCUCUAUCCUCGUUAGGGAAGCAGUAACUGUCGGUCCAUAUGAAACGGAUAACUACCCCACUAUAACUGAGGCCGUGGCUGCCGCACCCAACCACACGUUCCCGGAGCAAGGCUACUUCGUAAUCUAUGCAAGGGCAGGUCUUUACGAAGAAUAUGUUGUCAUUUCAAAUAAGAAAAGGAACAUAAUGCUUAUCGGAGAUGGAAUCAACAAAACCAUCAUUACUGGAAACCACAGUUUUAUUGAUGGUUGGACUACUUAUAAUUCUUCGACCUUUACGGUGGUUGGAGACCGUUUUGUUGCAGUUGAUGUGACAUUCCGAAACACAGCUGGACCAGCGAAGCACCAGGCCGUGGCCGUAAGAAACAAUGCGGAUGGAUCGACAUUUUAUCGAUGUAGUUUCGAAGGCUACCAAGAUACUCUCUACGUCCAUUCUCUGAGACAAUUUUAUCGUGAAUGCGACAUAUAUGGGACCAUAGAUUUUAUAUUCGGAAAUGCCGCUGCAAUCUUUCAAAACUGCAACAUAUUUGCCCGAAAACCAAUGGCAAAUCAGAAGAAUGCAGUGACCGCACAUGGAAGAACCGAUCCAAACCAGAAAACUGGAAUCUCCAUCAUUAAUUGUACUAUUGGAGCUGCCCCGGACCUGGCGGCUGACCCCAACUCGACCAUGACAUACCUUGGGCGGCCAUGGAAGCCUUACUCGAGGACGGUCUACAUACAAUCAUACAUCAGCGAUGUUGUCCAACCCGUUGGGUGGCUAGAAUGGAAUGGUACAACAGGGCUAGACACAAUCUCAUAUGGUGAAUAUGACAACUUUGGACCGGGGGCUAAUACAAGUAAAAGGGUUCAGUGGUCAGGAUAUAGCCUAUUGAACUUGGCAGAAGCAAUGAACUUCACCGUAUAUAAUUUCACGUUGGGAGACACUUGGUUGCCUCAGACCGAUAUUCCCUUCUACGGUGGUUUGCUUCACACCGAAUGAAAAUUUACUACCAUAUUAUAUAUAUAGAGAAUUGGUCUUUCCUCAUUUUAAUGCAAUAAAAAAUUAUUCAUUUUUGUUAUUCGAAAUCUGAAUUUGGUAGAAUAAAGCAUUAAUUAAAACGUUUCAUGUAUUACAGUAUUA
Molecule: messenger RNA, 1999 nt
Organism: Capsella rubella
Lineage: Eukaryota; Viridiplantae; Streptophyta; Magnoliopsida; Brassicales; Brassicaceae
Product: probable pectinesterase/pectinesterase inhibitor 47
Exons: 4
Coding region: 26-1858 (610 amino acids)
Biological process (GO): cell wall modification
Molecular function (GO): pectinesterase activity; pectinesterase inhibitor activity
Source: RefSeq, a predicted model, not a curated record